Messenger RNA from Styela clava, 2303 nucleotides. RefSeq lists its product as uncharacterized. Lineage: Eukaryota; Metazoa; Chordata; Ascidiacea; Stolidobranchia; Styelidae. The record is from RefSeq and is a predicted model, not a curated record.
UGGAAAUAUUGCAGGGGUGAACUUGAGGAUAAAUUUUUUAGGAGUCGGGGGCAUAUGUUCCUUUAAACGCUAUGUAAAAAUGCGCGUUGACAUAAAACUUGUCCUAUCAAAGAUUGCGGUAAAUUUCGCAUAACAAUUGCACUUUCAUUGAAGCGUCUUUGUCAAACACUUUACACGUUGCAACAGUCCUGGGACACUCGUUUUAAAACGGUGGCAGGCGUGUGGUACAAAACCUAGCCUAGAUGGAUGUAGGGAUUGGCUACCAGUUAACCAUACAUUCCGGACAUUUCAUGCAGCGAUCUGCUUCGUACUGUUACCGCCAUUUCGUGACUUAUAUGCCGUAUGAAAUGUUGGCCGAGUAGCUCGAUGUCUUGCUUCACUCGGCGACAAAACUUGGGAAAUAAAUAACAUUCUGGAAGGUUAAAAGUAUAACGCUGGUCUAAUAAAACUGCGUUUUUUGAUGAAUCGAGCAUCUGGUUUGACAAUGAGCACUUCAUCGCGCGGCACACCCGCAUAAACAUAUACCGUCUGCGAAACGGAUUUCAAACGCGACCUAGUUCAGCGGAAUGUAGGACUGAACGUAACUAGAAAAUUUCCACCCGAGGAUUUGAUUGGUGCUGAACGAGAGAAAAGAAAAAAGGAACAGGAAUGCCUGACUACAAUGGUAACUGACGGCAUACAAGGCGGAACUGAAUUGGCAGGUUCUGCGGCCAGAUAAGGAUAUAUUUUGCAGUUCAUUUGAACAUAAUCAAUGGUGUGUGAAGAUGUCUGACUGGAACUUGCUUAGUUUAGGAAAUGCACCACUUUCAUUUGAGGCUGCUCGAAAUGUACUGUUAAAUCCUGCUAAUGCAGUAAAAAUAUUUCCAGAUGUGCCAUGCAUUAAUCCAGUUGGUGGCAGAGCAUAUUUAUUUCAAAGUCGCCUGGCAUUAUGCAAAUUACAUGCCAAGUUAGACCCGUACAAGUUUAUGUAUCUCGGAAAAGGUUACAACAAGGAAUUUGGUGUUAUGAAACGUUACUAUCACCUGAAACACAACAGGACAGACCUCAACAAACAGCUGUAUAAUUUCCAAAGGCAUAUUUAUUGUCUUGCUAUUGGCGAAUGCAGUAGUGAUACUAUGAUCUUGUACCUCGUGCAUUAUUUUGGAAACGAUUACCUGCUCGAGCAUGCACCUUAUAGAAAAGGUGUCAGCCCUAACAAUGUUGUUGAUCAUACGGCGACACCUCUGGAUAUAAGUUGUGAAGAGACAGUUAUUGAGUCUCUGGCAUCUACCGUGUCUGACAAUGAUUGUUCCAUUUCCUUUUCUGAAGUAAAAUCAGAGUCUGAAGAAAAAUUUCCUACUUCUGAAGAUUUUACGCCUGUAGCAGAUGAUGAUCAGUCUUCUUCGCCUACCUCAAUUUCACGUAGUCAUAUGUCAGUUCAAAGAAUUGAAUCCAACUGUUUAACUAUGGAUCAUGGAUCAAUCGAAGAUAGUUCUUGCAGGAUAGCUUCUUCAUCGCAAAACUCUCUACCAAUUUUCUCUGCCGAACAAUCUUCUUCGAGGAAACGAAAGUCAAACACAGUUUCAUCCGAAAAUCAAAGGAAAAUAUUUAAACCUGACAAAAGGUUGACACUGAAUGACACAGAUUUGAACAACGCAGAAUACCUCUUUGCUGUGCAUACAGCUGCUCAAUUGCAGCAGCUACCGAGGGAUAUAAAGGCAAAAGUAAAAUUUCAAAUUGCAACUAUAUUUUAUGAAGCUGAAAUGAAAGCUUUGAAUUGUUCUGAAAAUGACUGAUAUCCAAAUUUUUGGAAUACAAUUAUUGUUGGUUGUAUAUUUUUCCUUGCUUCACGGAUUAUGCCUAUUGUUUUUCGUAGUUAUUCUCUUACAUUCGAUAAACCAAACUGGUAUCGUAUUUUUAAUUCAAUAUUAUUCAUUUACUAUACACUAUUUUAGUGCCUAUCUAAGACGAGCAUUGUUCAGGUGCCUUGCCUGACUCGCACAAACCAUAUUUGAAUCCUGAAUAAAUUAACGAUUACUUUUUUUAAUGUAUUAUAGUUGUAUCGAAAUUAUCUGUAAUCCUAUAUCUUGGCAUAUUGGCGUUAUCCUGUUUUUAUUUUUAUAAUGCCAUUUUUAUCAGCUUUUAAUAAUAUUCAUUUUAUUGAUCGAUUUUUAUAUACUUACACUUACCGUAUCAGUUAUCAUGCUGAAAUUAGAAAUGUCAUCGAAAAUAUUUAGUUUAUGAACUAGCUAGUGUACAUUAGAAGCAUCUUACUUAUGGAAAAUAGUAUUUUCUUUCAAGUUCUAAUAUUUGACUAAAAAGUU